Messenger RNA from Macrosteles quadrilineatus (aster leafhopper), 3425 nucleotides. RefSeq names its product CDP-diacylglycerol--glycerol-3-phosphate 3-phosphatidyltransferase, mitochondrial-like. Gene Ontology annotation, molecular function: CDP-diacylglycerol-glycerol-3-phosphate 3-phosphatidyltransferase activity. The record is from RefSeq and is a predicted model, not a curated record. The transcript has 8 exons. Gene Ontology annotation, biological process: cardiolipin biosynthetic process. The coding region runs from base 318 to 1727 and encodes 469 amino acids. Gene Ontology annotation, cellular component: mitochondrion. NCBI's taxonomy places the organism in Eukaryota, Metazoa, Arthropoda, Insecta, Hemiptera, Cicadellidae.
CAAUAUCUCAAUUUGAUAGGUUGUAGUUGUAAAUUUUGUGACGAUAAAUAAUUAAUAGUAAAGGUAAAACAUGAUAGGCUAGCCUAGUGUAACAGUGACAGUGUGUGUUAGCUGCAUAAAAGCAUAAAGAAGAAAAUUGAAACAUUUUUAUGUUGUGUUGUGGACCUAAUUAAUUGGACAAUUAUUUCAAUUUAAAAAUUAGAGUGCUGUGAUGCAACAGAGAGAUGUGCUUACAAUGUUCAUAUCUUUAAAUCAGUUGGACAUUCAUUAGUUUUUUUGUGAUCUUAACUUAGGUCAUAAUCUUCACUUCAUAGAAAAUGGAAGGUGAUCCUACAAUGCUUGGUAGGCCUACACAGUCUAAUGAUCUAAUACAUAAUUCUCCAAUUGAUUUAAAAUAUCUUCAAAGUGAAGCUAUAAGUUUCUCUUUGCAAGGAGACCAGGUGAAAGUUUUGUUCAGCCCAGAAGAGUUUUACAGCGCUAUAAUUGAAGGAUGUCAAAAUGCCAAACACCGCAUAACUCUAGCCGCUCUGUAUAUUGGGAUGAACAGUAUGGAAAAAAAACUGGUCGAGGUGUUAGAUGAUAGACUGAGAGAACGUGGCUCUAAUCUACAGUUGACUGUUCUACUCGACGCUGUGCGAGACUCCAGAGACUGCAGUGCCAGAAUUAUGUUGUUACCUUUGCUACGGAAACAUUCACAUUGUCAAGUUUCACUGUUUCAAACGCCGGAUUUGCAUUGGUUUUGGUCUAAGAUUUGUCCACCGAAAGUCAACGAACUCAUAGGAAUCCAACACAUAAAGCUUUAUGUUUUUGACGACAAUGUGUUAAUAACUGGAGCCAACCUGACAAAGGAAUACUUCAGUAAUCGCCAGGACAGGUACGUGUUGGUCACAGACUGUCAGCCGAUCGCAGACUUUUGCUGCGGUUUAGUGGACAAGAUCUGCAGCGUUUCACUGCAGCUGACUGAAGAAAACACGAUACUGCAGCCGUCAACAUUCCCCGCCCCUGGACUGUACAGGAAACAAGCAAGACAACUGGUCUGGAGCUUCUAUCUGGAGGAGUUGGCAAAGUCUGACAAACAGUUAAAACCAGGUGACGAUACUUGGGUUUUCCCUUUGCUCCAGCUUCCUCCGAUGUCAAUUCUGCAAGACAGUUCGGUCACGCAGACGCUACUGCAGUCCCUGAGUCCAGAAGUUACUGUACAUUUCUCCAGUCCUUACUUUAACCUUCCCGAGGAGUAUAUUACACUUUUACUGAACAAGUGCAAGAAUGCUUUUAGGAUUCUCAUCCCUCAUCCUACGGCCAAUGACUUCUAUGGAGCGAGAGGGGUGGUCGGUCAGAUCCCUUUUUUCUACUCUGCGUUUUCAAACACAUUUCUGCAACAAGUCAAGAGCGCAAAGCAAACAGAGAGGUUUGAAAUUGAAGAAUUUGUGAGGUCGGAGAGUUCAUUCCAUUCCAAAGGCAUUUGGUGUACGACUUCUGACGACGAUGAUCCAUUCAUGACUAUUGUAGGAUCUUCAAAUUUCAAUUGCAGGUCGGUAUCUCGGGACUUGGAGUGUCAGUUUGUGAUGGUUACGUCCAACCGAGGUCUACGCAAACGUCUGGCCGAGGAAAAAGGUCGACUUUACCAACACGGAGUUCCGUUCACACAAGGAAUCGCCUGUUGUCAACAGUACAAACCUGGACUGUGGCAUUACGCAUUUCUGUGGCUUUUCAAGAGUUACUUCUAAUGUACCCGACAGUCUACACUAAUCUAAACUGCCAAAGAAGUUUUUUUCACUGGUGACGCACAAAUUGUGGUUUUCCGUGCACCCAAAAAAUGCCAAAGUAGGCUUUGAACUGUGGUUUGUUUUGUUGUGAAAAUGUGUGAUUUUUGCUGUAUUGUUCUUGCCACGAUAUAAUUUUUAAGUUGUAUCAAUGCAGAGACCUGAUAUAUUUUAAGAUAAUUCCUGAUGUUAAAGACUGUUAAGUUUUUUUCAAUUUAUAUGUCGUUACUCGUUAGAUAUUUUAGCAAUAUUCCGUAGCUAUUCCGUCCAUCAAAAGUUGUAUUUUUUCAGCCUAUUUACCAAUGGUUUUCCUGUAGAUUUGUUUUUAUUCAAGUGUUUUUAUUGGCAAUUUCUAUCACCCUGUCCCUAAUAGUUAUGACACAUGUAGGACUAAGAUUGAAUGGACUAGAGUAUCUACAAUGACUUAAUUACCACCGAAUGCAUUUAUUUAUAUAAGUAUUGACUAUUUUCUUAAAAAUAGAAUAUUCAUAGUUGACUUGGAAACAGUGAAAUUGUGUAUUAUCUCUUCCUUUAACUUUCUCUCUAUCUUCUUCGUCUAGCUCUCUAGUUUGUUCUUGCUCUCUCCCUUUCCCUAUACUUUCUUUUAACUCGACCCAAGCCUUAUAAGAAUGUAAGACUUUUGUAAGUCAAUUGCUUAAACAAGUAUUUAUUUCAGUUUUAUGUCAGUUGCAUUUUACUAAAUAAUUUUUGCUUUUUAAGAAUACCGUAAUCUAAGUUUAAUUAGUUCAUCACCAUCUCUUUAAAAUUAUUUUGCAAUAAAACUUAUCUACUAUAACAUGUAAAAAAAAAUUGUAAACACAUCACUGUGUUUAUCACAAUAUUAAGACGAUAUUUUAUUUUUCAAAUCCAGUAGUGGUACAAAGUUUUGACCUAUAAAAAGAAAACAUUCCAACUGUCUGUUUUGAUAAUAUAUUUUGCCAUAGACUUCAUUAGAUUUAGAUUAAAAAUCUUUCUAAAUGUGCCUUAUUUUCUUAUCAAAGCAUAUAGUUUUUACAGUAGGUUUCCAACGAGUAAAAUUAAAUUAAUGACUUUGUCGUUAUACUUGCCUAUCGAUAGGCGUAAAAUAGAUUUUGACCUGAUUAUAGCCUUCAAAAUUAGGUCUGUUAUUUAAAAGCUUGGUAUAGAGUCAAAAAUCUGAAUCGAUUGAGACAUAGUGAAGUUUAGAUUAUUGCUUUGUUAGGAUUUUUUAACUUAUCUUUAAAAAUGCUGUUUAGGGUAGUCAUGCCUAAAUCUGUUGGAAACCUCAAAAUUAAAAUCUAAUUUUCUGCCAGCCAAAUCCAAAUUAUAAAUAAAAUAUUUUCCAGCUAGUUGAUUUGAAAAUAAAACAUCACAAUACAGACUGACUGUAAGAUAUUCCAAUUAUUUUAUAAGUUCUCUUAAAUGUUUAUAAAUCAGUUCCUUAAGUAAUAAUGUGAUGCUAUUGUACUGGAAUCGUAUAGUCAUGGUUUGCACAUAUCUGCUCUAGAAACGUACAAUUAUGUUUCUAAAUUGUUAUUGAGAAAUCUUUGUUUCCAUUCUUCAGCCACAAUCAGUAUUAGCUUUAUAGUAUAACAGUAAAAUUCUGCAUUUUUCUGUAUUAUAUUUUUGUAAAGUAAGCUAAAAGAUGUUAGUUAAUCUGGUGCUGUAUUAGCAAAUAAAGAU